AAAGAAAGAGGGACAUUUUCGCACUUUAAAAUUUUUUAACACCACCUGUCCUUCGUUGCAAAGUAACAAAACUCAAAGCUCGCGCUGUCAUCGCCAAUGGUGGAGACUCUCUCUGCACCACAAACAAACAACACCGAAUACUGUAAAAAAAACCCACCAUAAAAAAGAUUGUAACAAAGAGAAAUAAACUAUCAUUUUUCGAGCUUUGCUCACUAAAGAAGACGAUGAAGAAGAAGAGUGGUGAAGUUCUUCGUUUUGCGCAAAGCAAUGCCCCUUAAAUUUCUGAAUUCAAUGCUCUCCUGUUGAAAAAACUUUCUCGAAGAUUGUAAGCAAAAAAGGUUAAAAAAAGAAAAGAAGAAUCACUUUAAGCAUAGAACUAAGAGAAAAAAAUUUCUGAAGAGUAGAUCCUGUGAAGAAGCUUUUGGUUCCUGCUUGAAACCCUUAGAAUCUAUUUCUUCUCAAGUUUCAUCAACGUAGUCGUCACUUUCCAUUAACAAAUCGGCUCUGGGUUUUUGUCGGCAAUGCAAGUGGUGAAACCAAAAGGAAACGUUAAAGCUCUUGUUAAUGGUGAAACACUGAAGUUUUUAGCUUAAAGCAGAUUUUAAGUUUGAGAAGAAAAGAUGGCAUCGUGGGAACAUUUCGGAGAAAUUGCGAACGUAGCACAGCUCGCAGGCUUUGAUGCGGUGCGGUUAAUAGCCAUGAUAGUUAAAGCGGCAAGCACGGCUCGAAUGCAUAAGAAGAGUUGCCGGCAAUUCGCUCAGCAUCUUAAGUUGAUCGGUAACUUGUUGGAGCAGCUCAAGAUCUCGGAGCUUAAGAAGUACCCUGAGACGAGGGAGCCUUUGGAGCAGCUCGAGGAUGCAUUGAGGAGGUCUUACAUUUUGGUGAAUAGUUGUCAAGAGAGAAGCUAUUUGUAUGUUUUGGCCAUGGGAUGGAACAUUGUUUAUCAGUUUAGGAAGGCACAGAGCGAAAUCGACCGGUAUUUGAAGAUCGUUCCUCUUAUCACUCUCGUUGAUAAUGCUCGAGUCAGGGAGAGACUUGAAGUUAUCGAGAAAGAUCAACAUGAAUACACAUUAGAUGAAGAGGAUAGAAGGGUGCAAGAUGUGAUAAUGAAACCCGAACCCUCGGAAAAUGAUACCAUGAUCUUGAAAAAAACUCUUUCUUGUUCAUACCCAAACAUGCGUUUUAAUGAAGCACUGCAAAAGGAAAAUGAAAAGCUUCGAUUGGAGCUACAACGUUCGCAAGCUAAUUAUGAUGUGAAGCAGUGUGAAGUAAUCCAGCAUUUGCUUGAUGUAACGGAAGUUGCAGCUUCUAUUCCCGAUAAGAGUUCAUCCCCAAAAGUGUCUAAGAAAGUGGAGCGUAAUUACUCAGAUGUGGAUAAUGAAAAAGGUCAUUCGUACAAUGAUAACUCUCCUAAGAAACCUGAUUCUCGCAUGACUUCAAGAAACACUUCUUCAGUUUCAUCGGGACAUGAUCUACUCUCUGAUAGAGGAUCACAUCGGUAUGAAGAAUGGAAUGCUGAUUUGCUUGGUUGUUUCUCAGAACCAUCUCUGUGUAUAAAGACAUUCUUUUAUCCUUGUGGUACGUUUUCAAAGAUUGCUACCGUUGCAACAAACAGGCAUAUGUCUUCUGCUGAAGCAUGCAACGAAUUAAUGGCGUAUUCAUUGAUAUUGUCGUGCUGUUGCUAUACUUGCUGUGUUAGAAGGAAGCUUCGCAAGGCAUUGAACAUUACGGGCGGGUUUGUCGAUGAUUUCCUCUCUCAUUUGAUGUGCUGUUGUUGUGCCCUCGUUCAAGAAUGGCGAGAGGUAGAGAUUCGUGGGAUUUAUGGUCCUGAGAAGACUAAAACAAGCCCUCCACCAUCACAGUUCAUGGAAUCAUGAGUGAAAAAAGUACUGAAGAGACAUUUUCUUGGGAGGUUUGUAUAAAAGCUGAACAUAGAAGGUAACUCUAGUUGCCACUUAUUAAAUUGAACCUGUACUAAAAGAUUGCUUUUCUCUUUGAACCUACAUACACAUAUAUAUUGUAUUUGUAUGUAAAUUAGUGAGAUUAUUAAUGGAGAUUGAACAUAUGUUGUUGUUGUAUGAGAAA
Gossypium arboreum is the source of this 2085-nucleotide messenger RNA. Its product is annotated as protein MID1-COMPLEMENTING ACTIVITY 1-like. The transcript is spliced from 9 exons. The record is from RefSeq and is a predicted model, not a curated record. NCBI's taxonomy places the organism in Eukaryota, Viridiplantae, Streptophyta, Magnoliopsida, Malvales, Malvaceae. Gene Ontology annotation, biological process: cell surface receptor signaling pathway. Bases 621 to 1877 code for a protein of 418 amino acids.